This is a messenger RNA of Arachis duranensis, 2500 nucleotides long. RefSeq lists its product as uncharacterized. The transcript has a single exon. Bases 147 to 2357 code for a protein of 736 amino acids. The record is from RefSeq and is a predicted model, not a curated record. NCBI's taxonomy places the organism in Eukaryota, Viridiplantae, Streptophyta, Magnoliopsida, Fabales, Fabaceae.
CUCAUUUUUCACCCUCUUGUCUGUUUCAUGUGCAGAUUGAAGGUUUAUGUGUGUUAUUAUUAAAUCCAGUGUUCAUGGUUAUGCUCUUCUCUGUCUUCUAACUAUGUGAGGAAGCCACACGUAAAGAGUUGAGACAAGAGAAAAGUAUGGAGUGCAAUAAAGAUGAGGCAGUUAGGGCCAAAGAAGUGGCAGAGAGGAAAUUAUCUGAAAAGGACUACGUUGGUGCAAAAAGGUUUGCUCUCAAGGCUCUUAAUUUGUAUCCUGCACUGGAGGGUCUUACCCAGUUUGUGACAACCUUGGAUGUUUAUAUCUCCGCCGAGAAAAAAAUAAGUGGAGUAACAGAUUGGUAUGGUGUACUUGGAGUGACUCCUUCUGCUGAUGAUGAGACAGUUAAAAAGCAGUACAGAAAGCUGAUUCUCGCUCUUCAUCCUGACAAAAACAAGUCUCCAGGUGCAGACGGUGCGUUUAAGCUUGUUUCUGAGGCAUGGACUUUGCUAUCAGAUAAGGCGAGAAGACUAGCAUAUAAUCAGAAGAGGAGUUCAACAGGGUUUCAGCAUAAUGCUCCCAACCACGUUGUGUCGCAACCAAAAGCACCCAAUCCAAAUAGGAUGGCAACUCCAAAUGCAAGAACUGGAAGUAAUAAUGCUCAGGCUCCUCCAACAUCCGUUCCUCCUCCAUAUAGAAUGGUUGAUACCUUUUGGACUAUCUGUAGUCGUUGUAGUACACUACUUCAAUAUCUCAGGAUUUAUUUGAAUGUUGCGCUACGAUGUCCAAACUGUAAUCAGGCGUUUGUGGCUGUAGAGAAGGUUCCACCUGCUGAUGGUGUUAAGUCUUUUAAUUGGUCCGCUCAGCAACAUCAACAAAAUUCUCAGCCUCGUGCUGGUGGUUGGGAUCACCCCACUACUAAUCCAGGAAGAACUCAUUCAGUUUCUCAAAACAUAGAAUCAAGCAGUAUGCGAGGCGGGUCUUCUUUUAGUAACACAAACUCCCAGUACGCUCCUCACUCAAGAAUGCAUGGUUUUGCUAGCAAAGAUAGUUCAGCAUCUACUCCAGCUGCAUCUACUAAGCAGCAGGCAACUGUGAAAUCAAGAAGCAAAUGUGAGGGUGCUCCUUCAAUUUCUGCAAGGGAGAGCAGUCACAAGUACAAGAGAUCUGAUGGUUCUUUCAAUAAUGUCCAAAGAACUGUAAAGAAAAUGAGAUCAGAUGACAUUCACAUGGGUAUAGAAACGACACAUGGUUUUUCACGUUUUACUAACAAGCAUCGCAGCAUGAAAGAGUUGUCAACGUAUGAAUUGCGAAACAUGUUGAUCAAUAAAGCACAGAAUGAGAUUCGCGAGAAACUCCAAGAAUGGAAAUCAACAGCUGAAGAUAAGGUUACAAACAAGGACAAAGGAACCGAGACACAAAAAGGCACGUUAAAGGACAAAACUUGUUCAGAGAAGCAGGAAGAUAAGGUUAUGAACAAGGACGAAGGAAAUGUGAGACAAAAAGGCUUGUUAAAUGACAAAACAACUGGUUCGGAGAAGCAUGAAGAUUCCACCAUUAAUGAUAAUGGACAUCUGGAAAGUGAUCCUGUUCCCGUCACAUCUGAUGAUACUGGAAAGGAGAACCAAGACUGCUAUGUGAUUCCCGUUGCUGAUUCUGAUUUUCACAAUUUUGACUUGGAAAGAGCUGAAAAUUCCUUUGCAGAGGACCAGGUCUGGGCAGCUUACGAUGAUGAUGAUAAAAUGCCUAGAUUUUAUGUUAAAGUUCAAAAGGUGAUGUCAACGAAGCCAUUUAAAAUGAGUGUCAGUUGGCUUAACUCUCGAAGCAACAAAGAAUUGGGGCCGAUGGAUUGGAUAGGUUCUGGUUUUUAUAAAACUUGUGGGGAUUUCACGAUCGGCAAACGUGAAAUAACUGGAUCGUUAAAUUCCUUUUCCCACAAGGUUAGAUGGACAAAAGGCAACAGAGGAAUCGUUCGAAUCUUUCCGAGGAAGGGGGAUAUCUGGGCCCUUUAUAGAAACUGGUCUCCUGAUUGGAAUAAAGAUACUCCCGAUGAAGUGAAGCACAAGUAUGAUAUGGUGGAAGUACUUGAUGAUUUCAAUGACAAGCAAGGUGUACUAGUUACACCACUUAUCAAGGUUGAUGGUUUUGUGGCAGUGUUUCAGAGGAUUGAAGGUCAUGAUCUGGUAAGGAAGAUUCCCAAAGUGGAGAUGUUUCGAUUCUCUCAUCAGGUUCCUAAUUACUUGCUUACAGGACAAGAAGCUCCUAAUGCUCCAAAGGGUUGUCAAGAGUUGGAUCCAGCAGCCACCUCUUUAGACCUCCUUCAGACAAAGAAUGAAGCCAAUGUUGAAAAAUCAAAGGAAGAGACAAGUUAGUUACCUGAGAAAUAUGCUUCAGAACCGAGUAGAUUAGAAAGGAUGGUAGAUGGAAAAAGAAUGAUAGAUGAACUCUGCACAGUGUGAACAGCCUAUAGUGCUUUACUACUUUGUUUUCCAUAUAGGUAUAGAUAUGCUAAAAG